Molecule: messenger RNA, 1197 nt
Organism: Striga asiatica
Lineage: Eukaryota; Viridiplantae; Streptophyta; Magnoliopsida; Lamiales; Orobanchaceae
Source: the annotation of a GenBank genome assembly
AUGGCGUUUUCUCUCCCUGUUACAGCUGCCCAGGUGGGGACAUACUUCGUGGGGCAGUACUAUCAGAUGCUACAAACCCAACCAGAUUAUGUGCAUCAGUUUUACAGUGAUGCAAGCACCAUGCUUCGAGUAGAUAGGAAUGCGAGAGAAACUGCAACUUCAAUUGGGGGAGUCCUGGUGAUGGUUUCGGGUUCUUUAUGUGCAAAGAAUUUCAAUGGAAGGAAAAAGUUCACAGAAACAUUUUUCCUUGCUCCUCAAGAGAAAGGUUACUUUGUUCUAAAUGAUGUUUUCCUUUAUGUUGACGAAGAACAAAUUCUUCCGCACAAGAUUGUUUAUUUACCUCAGAGCAACAUUGAUACCAAGCGCAAUUCUUCAGCUAUAGCUAGAGAACAAGCAAACAACUACAUGCUAGAUGGAGAUGUUCAAUUGCAGGAGUUUAUACUCCCGUCGAAAGUUCAAGAGAAUUGUUCGGUCAAUAAUUAUGACUAUCAUGAGGAACAUCUCAAACAGGUGCCCGAAACAGAAAUCAUCACAAAUGAUGAUUUUGAGGUUCACUCAAACGGCACUCUUCAGGGAACUCUCAACCAGGAUCCUGAACCUCUGUCGGCCCCAAUAGAGGAGGAACCCAUUGUGGAGACUCAGAAACACACAUAUGCUUCUAUAGUUGCUAAAGGACAAAAUGUGCCUAACAAGACUGCAAAUAUGGAAAGCCCUCACGUGCAUGAAAACCCUAGCCAACUGCCAGUUAUGCCACAAAGCCCGGUUGAGAAUUUACAAAUGGAGACUCUGGAAGAAACUUCAAUUGUUGAAGAUGAAGUUGAGGUGAAGUCGGUUUAUGUGAGAAAUGUCCCGACAAAGAUGUCUGCUUCUGAGAUUGCAGAGGAGUUCAAGAAAUUCGGUAGACUCAAUCCUAAUGGUGUAGCCAUUAGAACUCGGAAGGAUAUAGAUAUGUGCUACGCAUUUGUGGAAUUUGAAGACAUUACGGUGUUGGAGAAUGCGAUUAAGGCAUCCUCGGUUUAUAUUGGUGCACACCAGCUCUACAUUGAAGAAAGGAGCCCAACAGAUUCAUUUCUCAUCGAGGGUCAAGAGGCAGAGGUGGUAGAGGAAGGUUGGGGUACAACAUGGAAGGUACAAGAGGUCGUUUUGGAGGGCGUGGAUUUGGAAGGGGACACAGUUACAUUCAUAUACUUAAACUAA